Messenger RNA from Striga asiatica, 303 nucleotides. Lineage: Eukaryota; Viridiplantae; Streptophyta; Magnoliopsida; Lamiales; Orobanchaceae. The record is from the annotation of a GenBank genome assembly.
AUGGCGGAUCUAAAUACUCCAGCUCACUCAAGCACACUCGAAAAGGCUACAAACAGUACGAAACUGAAGGGAACAAGCAGAACACAGCAGAUGGAGAAAGUGAUGAAAGCCCCAACGGAAUUAUUUGAGGCUGGUGAGCAGCCAACACAGGAGGCAAAUGGGGUUAGGGCAAGAGGAUGGUGCCACGUGGCGGAAAAGGUUGUUUCUCCACCACAAACUCGGUGUUGGGAACUGAGUCUGCUGGGCCGAGUCUUGGAAAAAACUUUUGCCUCGUCAGCGGACGUGGGUCCCACAGAUAAAUGA